AACAUUUAUAUAUUUAACUUCAGAACUACAUAUUCUGAACGAUAAGGUCUCAGAUACCCACUUCCUAUUCUCAUAGCUGAACUGGCAGGGUUCAAAGACAGACUGAAAGAAUGAAAGGUGGAGUCCCACAGUCUACAAAAUGGUGCACUUGACCUCAAUACUGGCUUUUCUCUGCAGCUUCAGUUUGAUCUCUGUGUCACUUUCUGAGUUUGUCAUCGUAGAGGUUCAACAUGGAGGAGAAGUCUCACUGCUGUGCUCCAACCUCAGCAGAUUCAUCACCAACAUUUUCUGGUUCAAGAUGGACCAAAGAUCCAACGCCACCAAAAUCACAUCCAUGAUGACUGCUGAGUCCAAUGCUACAGUACAGGAAGAAUUUAGAAAUGGGAGAUUCCAAAUGUCCUCCAACAUCACCCAUGUUUCUCUGAACAUAAAUGAUGUUGAUUUCUCUGAUUCUGGACUCUAUUUCUGUGGAUCCUACAAAAAUUCUGACGCUGUUAUUUUUGAUGCUACCUAUUUGCAAGUAGAAGAAAUGUUUAAGUUAAACCCAGUGACUGGAAUUCUGGGAAGUGUCAUUUUUGUUCUUGUGAUGGUCAUCAUCUUUCUGAUCGUCAAAGUCCGAUCAUUUCAAACAGCUUCAUCUGAGCAGCAGAACAGAGAGAGCCCAGAAUCCGAUGCUCUGAACUAUGCAGCUCUAACAUUCAAGCCUAAAGCUAAAACCAACAGAAGUCCAACAUCUGAGACUGAACUGGACCAAAACAGCUUUGGAUGAAUUAGCUCCUUUCUGGAUACUGGUGGGAUAUCUAUGAUUCAUAUUUGGAUCAUAACACGAUAAAUAAAAAAAGAAAUUGUCUGAUGACUUUUAUUUUAUUUAUUUAGCUGUAAUCUGAAAGUCAACUUCAAAUUUGGUGAAUUAGAUUUUUCUUGACCCAUUCUGAUUAUUUAAUAACAAACAAUGAACAACAUUUCAUUAUUAAAUGAUUAAACAAAAAAACAAACAUCAUUCAUUUUUUUUAAGCUGCCUACUACUUCUGUGUUCUU
Messenger RNA from Oryzias melastigma (Indian medaka), 1038 nucleotides. RefSeq lists its product as uncharacterized. The transcript is spliced from 5 exons. The coding region runs from base 140 to 769 and encodes 209 amino acids. The record is from RefSeq and is a predicted model, not a curated record. NCBI's taxonomy places the organism in Eukaryota, Metazoa, Chordata, Actinopteri, Beloniformes, Adrianichthyidae. Gene Ontology annotation, biological process: response to bacterium.